GUGGGCUGGGUCGCCCCUCCCCUCCUCCCUGGGCCUCCCGCUGCAGCCCGGAUAUCAAAGGCUGCAUUGUGCUUGCAGCCGGGCUUGGUCCCUCGUGUGCCUGGAGGAGGCGGGAGGAGGGACACCGUUGGGAGGCCGUCCCCUCCCAGUGCUCUUCUGGCUGGCGUUCCCGGGGGGCCUCAGCCCGGGGAGGAUGGUGCACACAUGGGAGGCUGCUUCUGUAUCCCUGGGGAGCGGAGUCUGUCCUGGGGCCCAGGUAAAGAAACUCCUUCCAAGGAUCCAGCCACAUCAAGUGAGUUUAUAUCCUCACUGGAAUACAGGGAAAAAUGUUUCCUGCCACAGAACAUGACACCAGAUCUCACGCUCUCCUUCUGUGUGAAGAGCCGCUCCAGGAGGUGUGUAAAUGGUCCUCUGCAGGAAGCUGCCAGGAGGAGGCUCUGGGCGCUGGAGAAUGAGAACCAGGUGGUGCGGGCACUGUUUAAGGACCUCUCUGCAAGGUUGGUGAGUAUCCAGUCCCAGAAGGCCCAGUUCCUCGUCAGCUUCAAGACCAUGGAGGAAAUCUGGAAGUUCAGCACCUACCUGAAUUUAGGUUAUGUAUCCACUUGUCUGGAGCAUCUCCUAUUUGACCACAAGUACUGGCUUAACUGCAGAUUGGUGGAGGAUACAGAGAUUCAAGUCUCAGUAGAUGAUAAACACCUGGAAACGAUAUACCUGGGACUUCUGGUACAGGAAGGCCACUUCUUCUGCAGAGCCAUGUGCUCUGUGGCUCAGCCAGCUGAGAAAGAAGGGGAGUGUUUGACAUUUUGCAAGAAUGAGUUAAUCUCCGUGAAGAUCACUGAAGGAGAGCCCGAGUGGGAGGGUGUGUCUUUGGUGACCGGCCAGCGGGGCCUGGUGCCCGUGUCAGCCCUGGAGCCCCUGCCACUCCCUUUCCACCAAUGGUUCCUAAAGAAUUAUCCAGGAAGCUGUGGCCUUCCCAGGAAGAGGGCUUGGACAGGCCCCUAUCAGAUCGGCAGAGGAAAGUGUAAGGCCUUGAAGGAUUAUGAAAGGGAAGAAAAGGAUGAAUUGAGUUUCCACCAGGGAGAAAGCAUCGAGAUCAUCGGCUUUGUUAUACCUGGGCUUCAGUGGUUCCUUGGGAAGUCGAUGACCUCAGGAGAAGUGGGCUUUGUGCCCACCAGGAACAUAGAUCCUGAUUCUUAUUCUCCAAUGAGCAAGAACUCUGCCUUUUUCAGCGAUGAGGAAAGAUGCUCUCUGCAGGUCCUGGGAAGUGAGACGAAAGCAGAGUCUGUCAGCUUUGUCCACACGCUUGCUCAUACUGACAUAACAUAUGUCUACCGGCUUAGUGGAUUUGAAUCCAUCCAGAAUCUUCCAAAGGAGCUGAAUGCACCCCAGCCCGAAGGCUUCAAGGAGGCCAGGCAUGGUGGGACCUGGGAGGAGCAUCAGGCCGUGGGCUCCAGACAGUCCACCAGCUCCGAGGGCUCCAGCCUGGAGGAGGAGCUCCUCUCAGCUGCCUCAGACAGCUAUCACCUGCCGGAGCCUGAUGACCUCGAUGACCCAGAACUGUUCAUGGACCUAAACACUGGUCAGGAGGAUGAGGAGGCUGAGAACUUUGCCACCAUAUUGGCUUUUCUGGAUCAUGAGGGUUACACCGACCACUUUAAGAGCCUCUAUGAUUUCUCCUUCUCUUUUCUCACUUCUUCCUUUUACAGCUUUUCUGAGGAAGAUGAGCUUGUGGCCUACCUGGAGGCCUCAAGGAAGUGGGCCAAGCGGAGCCACAUGACUUGGGCCCAUGUCCGGCUCUGCUUCCUCCUGGGCCGGCUGAGUGUCAGGAAGGUCAAACUCUCUCAGGCCAGGGUGUACUUUGAGGAGGCCAUCCACAUUCUCAAUGGAGCAUUUGAGGACCUGCCCUUGGCAGCUUCUCUGUACACCAACUUGGCUGCCAUCUACCUGAGGCAGAGGCUGAGGCCCAAAAGCUCCACCCUGCUGGAAAAGGCAGGCACCCUGUUGGCCUGCAUGCCUGACCGCGAGUCCAGCACCAAGAACGAGCUAGAUGUGGUGGCCUACGUGCUGCGCCAGGGCAUUGUGGUGGGCAGUGGCCCCCUGGAGGCCAGAGCCUGCUUUCUGGCCAUCCGAUUGCUCCUAAGUCUGGGCCGGCAUGAGGAGGUCCUGCCCUUUGCCGAGCGACUACAGCUCCUCUCUGGACAUGCUCCCGCGUCAGAUGCUGUGACCACUAUCUUGAGUUUUCUGUACGAUAAGAAAUAUCUCCCACACCUUGUAGUGGCCUCUGUCCAGCAAUGUGGUACCCAGAGUGCCCCAGGGAUGUCUUUUCCCAUUUGGCAGGUCCACCUGGUCCUCCAGAACACUGCCAAGCUCCUUGGCGUUCCCUCCCCAAGCUGGGAGGAAGUUUCCGCCCUGGCCUGUCCAACACUCAGGCAGGCGCUAGCUGCCUGUGAGGAACAGGCAGACUGGAGCACCCAGAGGGUCUUGUGUCUCAUCCUGUCCAAAAUGUACCUCCAGCAUAGGUCUCCUGAUGGUGCCAUCUACUACCUGAGCCAAGCCUUGGUGCUAGGGCAGCUGCUGAGUGAGCAGGAAGCCUUUGAGUCUUCUCUCUGCCUGGCCUGGGCCUACCUCUUAGCCAGCCAGGCGAAGAAGGCUUUGGACAUCCUUGAGCCACUGUUAUGCUCCCUGAAGGAGAUAGAGAGUAUCACCCAAAAGGGAGUAGUCCAUAACCUCCUGGGGCUUGCACUUCAAGGUGAAGGCUGGGUGAACAGGGCAGCCAAGAGCUACCUCUGGGCCCUGAACAGAGCUCGUGAGAUGGGGGAUGUGCGUAACCAGGCGGUGACUAUGGCCAAUCUCGGUCACCUGACCCUUAGGUCCCGGGCUCAGCAGCCAGCCCGGGACUAUCUCCUGCAGGCUGUCCAUCUCUAUGCCGAACUGCAGGCCAGCAAGGAGACAGACAUGGAAUUAGUGCAGGUGCUUCUCUGGUUGGCCCAAGUCCAAGUGUGUGGACGCCAGCUGGCCAAUGGCCGCCUUUGUUAUGAGAUGGCGUUGCUGUUUGGCUUAAGGCAUCGACACCUAAAGAGUCAGCUUGAGGUUACCAAAUCCCUCUGCCAUUUCUACAGCUCUGUGUCCCCAAACCCUGAGGCAUGCAUCACUUACCAUGAACACUGGCUGGCCCUAGCUCAGCAACUCAGGGACCGGGAGAUGGAGGGGAGACUGCUGGAGUCCCUCGGGCAGCUCUAUCGAAACCUAAACACGGCCAGGUCCCUCAGGAGAUCCCUCACUUGCAUCAAGGAGAGCCUGCGCAUCUUCAUAGACCUGGGGGAGAGAGACAAGGCGGCCGAGGCCUGGCUCAGGGCCGGGCGACUCCACUACCUCCUGAAGGAAGACGAGCUGGUGGAGCUGUACCUGCAGGCAGGCAUCCAGACAGCCUUGAAGUCAGAGGAGCCCUCCCUGGCUCUCAAGCUCUAUGAAGAAGCCGGAGAUGUCUUCUUCAACGGGACCCGCAGCAGGCAUCGUGCGAUGGAGUAUUACCGCGCUGGGGCAGUUCCUUUGGCGAGGAGGUUGAAAGUGGUCAGAACCGAGCUCCGGAUUUUCAACAAGCUGACGGAGCUGCAGAUGAGCCUCGAAGGCUAUGACAAGGCUCUGGAAUUUGCCACCCUGGCUGCCAGACUCAGCAUGGUUGCAGGAGAUCAGAGGCAGGAGCUGGUGGCCUUUCACCGCCUGGCCACAGUGUACUAUUCCUUGCACAUGUACGAGAUGGCUGAGGACUGCUACCUGAAGACAUUGUCCCUCUGUCCGCUCUGGCUGCAGAGCCCCAAGGAGGCCCUGUACUAUGCCAGGGUGUACUAUCGCCUGGGCCGACUCACCUACUACCAGCUAAAUGAUGCCCACGAUGCCACUGAAUACUUCCUGCUGGCCCUGGCAGCAGCGGUCCUGCUGGGUGAUGAGGAGCUGCAGGACGCCAUUAGGAGCAGGCUGAACCACAUCCGCCGGAGCCCUCUGUGGCACAGCAGCCCCUCCGGGCUCUCCUCGGAGAGGGCGCGGUGGCUGAGUGGCGGGGGCCUGGCCCUCUGAGGACAGCUGUCCCGCCCAACCAUCAGGUGACAUGACCACAAGUUGCCUUCCUGCCGUAGACUCACAGGCCCUAAUCCUGGAGGGUCUGAGCCGUCACCUGGCCCAGUCGCCCCAUUUUACAGAUGGGGAGAGCAAGGUGCAGAGGGAGAGGGGCUCAUUCUGGGUCACCCAGGGAGUUAAUGAUGGAGCAGAGGUGAGCAGUCCUGGCUCCAGGCUUGGCAUCGAGAGCCUUUUGCAGUUGACUGUGUUGCUUCCACAAAUAUUGCCUCUGAAAUUUCUCAGCACGUGAUUCUCCUGGAGAAAAUGAGAAACCCUGCCCACCCUGCCGGGAAACCUUAUGGCCUUCCCCCAAAUGAGGAAAUAAGGCGCCGCACUGGUGAGAAGGCAAGCAGUUUGGAGUUUGUUUCCUUCACUGACUUUUCUCAGUGAAAGACACCUCCCUUUGCCAGCAGAGAAACCGGUGGUUUCUUCUCUCUUCAGCUAGAACUGGAGGAGGUGCCAUUUCCCCUGCUCACGGGGGCUGGCAGGAGGGAAUUUGCCUCCCAGGGUUUGAGGUCUGCAGAUAUUAACUUCCUCCAUCCUGCCCCCAAGGCUAAGCUCCCGCACAACUUCCCGGAAACCCCGAGGAAGCUUUCCCUGGGCCAAGGCUUGAAAAUAGAGCAUUAAGAAAAUUAUGAUAUAAAUGACAUGCAAAUAUUGUGUAUUAUUAAAUAUUUACAUUUAUACACACAUUUUGUCUCCUUUAUAAUAGGGGCAGAUCAGAUGGGACUUGAAUGAUGGGUUAAAUACCCAAGUGUCUUAGUGAUUUCAGGAUAAUCUCUCACAAACUGUUUAUAUUAUUAGUUAUCUAUCACUACAUGACAAAUCAUUGCCCAAAUCAGUAGCUUGAAACAACAAAAUUUAUUAUCUCAGAGUUGAGAGAGAAAGAGAGAGAGAGAAAGAGAGCAAGAGGGAGUCCUUUAUAGCCUGAUCUCAGAAGUGAAAUCCCAUGUCUUUUGCCAAUAUUCUAUCUCUUAGCAGUGAGCACUAGGUCCAGCGAACCCAAAAGGGGAGGAGAUUAUCAAGGUGACUACCUGCAGGUCAGGAAUCCAUGUUUGGACCAUUUCAGAAGCUGCUUGCCACAACAUCUUAGUUCUUUGAUAACGGAAUUAGGAAUUCUCUAAGGAAAUUGCACUCAAUGUAGGGUCCACUGAUUGGCAGCUUCUGCAUCACUGUGAGCAUAUUUAAAAGGCAAAUUCUAGGGCCCCACCUAAGAUCUAAUGAGGCAAAAUCUCUGGAGCCCAGGAACCUGAGCUUUAACAUGUUCUCCUGGUGAUUCUCAUGCACACCAAAAUAUGAACACGUUGCUCUAGGGCCUUGGUUCUGAGAUGAUAUGCAUAAGAUCUACCUGGGGAUCCUGUUGCAAUGAAACAUUCUGGUUCCUACCCCUAACCAAAUUCUGAUUCAGUAGGAACAGAACUCAGGAACAUGGUCUGUUCCCAUACGUAUGUAGGUGGUCUUCAGGCCAUACUUUGAGAUACGCAGCUCCCAGAAUUAGUUUUAAAUCACAUGCUCUGAAAUAGGUGAGUAAAGGAGAAUAUCUGGCCAUGAGGCUUUCUUCCUGAUGCCCCAUCAGCCUGGGUUUUAUUGCCAAACCACUUGAUCAGACGGUCGUCAUUGGUAGGGUGGGUCAGGGGUGCUGAGUUGAGCCACUAUUGCAUCUUCCAGUCAGCAAGGCUGUCUACACAUCAGUGCAUCUUAUUUUCUCUCAAGGGCCUGGUUGGUUGUCAAAACACUCCUUCCUCUAGAAAGUAUUCUGCCCCAAAAGGAGACGAAAUGACCUAGCCCACCACCACUUAAAAUAGAUGUGGUUUUGCUGCUCCCACAAACCAUAAAAUCCCUGAGCUGGGAGGGAUGUGGUGGAUGAGGCCAUCCAGUCUAACUGUCCAUGCAGUUCUUUCAACAACAUUCCUAGGAGAUGGUUGGGGGCAAAUGCGUUCCAGAAUAGUUACACAUCUUAUAUUUGAAGAAGGAUCGCUUGGCCCAGUAAGCCAUGUCGUGAACCACUCCUUAUUUGACAUGGUUUACAGACUCUCUCCCUUUUCUCAUAACCUGUUUCUCUAUUACAGCCAAAUUCACAUUUGUUUCUGUCCCUCUUAAAGUAUUGGCUGGUGGGUAAAGUGUACUGAGGGAUGUUAGUGUAUUUCUCUUAAUACUAUUUUAUAUUGUACUUUGAUGUUGAAUUGAGGUUUUUCUUUUCCCCAGCAGUCAUGUCUUAUCGUUGGCUCACGUUGAGCUUAUGAUCAAUUGAAACCUCUACAUUUUACACGAACUUCUGUUUGGUCAGAUCUUAAAUUGCUACAGAUAUUUAUUUCUAUAGAUUUAUAUGUAAAUAAUCUUAAAUGUAAUCUCUUCAUUUUACAUUUCUUUGUGGCUUUUGGUUAGAAUUUUCUGAUCCUGUGUGCUUUGGUUCACCUGUAAAUCUGGUAAAUUUGUCUGUCACCAGGAUGGUUAUAAAAAUGUUCAGUAUAUUUCCAAGGACAAGGGUAGAUCUUGCAUUUUUUAAAAAAAAACACUAUAUCAUUGCAAUUACUCCAUCCUAUGUACAAGU
This is a messenger RNA of Choloepus didactylus (southern two-toed sloth), 6664 nucleotides long. RefSeq names its product SH3 domain and tetratricopeptide repeats 2 (gene SH3TC2). Gene Ontology annotation, cellular component: recycling endosome. The transcript has 17 exons. Lineage: Eukaryota; Metazoa; Chordata; Mammalia; Pilosa; Megalonychidae. Gene Ontology annotation, molecular function: protein binding. The record is from RefSeq and is a predicted model, not a curated record. Bases 205 to 4074 code for a protein of 1289 amino acids. Gene Ontology annotation, biological process: regulation of ERBB signaling pathway; regulation of intracellular protein transport.